AUGUUCUUCACUGUAUCUAUAACACCAAUCAUCUGGUUCAAUCUUCUGCUUUGCAUCGCUUCUAAUAAAAAUGAAACUUCCCAUCUACCUAAUUUUGGUGCUGCUGAUAAAAUUGUUACAAAUAAUACUUAUUCUGAUAUCUCAGACAGCUUUGAUUACAACAAUUUUGAGCCAUUGUUUGGCUCAGAAUUUCCAUCCGAUCCUUCGCAGUUGAUUGAUUUCGAUCAGUUGAGUGAAAUUGAGGAUAUAAGUAGCAAAGAAUCGAUACCCGAGAUCACAAAUGCUCCUCAUCCUGGCUUUUCAAACAGCCAUGGUUUGUUGGGUCGCACUAAUUUGGGCUCAUUACUUGGUUCAUAUACAGAUUCAAAUAGGAAUGUGUGGAGAGAUGCUAAUGGAGAAUUAAAAACAAAUGAUGAUAAAGCACGAUAUCCUAUCAUUAGAGAUGCUCAAAGUGAAACUUCUUCGCCACUUAAUGUCGACACCGAUGACAUUAUUACAUAUAUGCACUUACCUGGUUCACAACAAAAUGCGGUUCCGAUCUAUUUUCACCAACUUACUCUUUCCCCAGAUGACACAUCCGAUCAACACGGAAAUGCUGAACAGAACAAUAUGGGCAAUAAGCACUUCUCGGAUAACUUGAUUGUCCCCGACUACAGGGAAAAUACCAAUGAACGAUCAGAAACAGAUAAGAGAAAGUAUAUUUGUCAUUACCCCGGGUGUAAUAUGAUCACGGAAAAUUACAAAGAAUAUGUAAUACAUAAGAAAACACACGGUCAGCCCUUCAUCUAUGAAUGCAAAGUGCCCGGUUGUGGGAAGACAUUCCACCAUGAUUCAUCAUUUCGCAAUCACAAACAGAUGCAUGAACCUAAUCCUCAGUGCGAGGGCUGUGGCAAAUUCUUCGCCACCAGGAAUGCACUGUGUCGUCAUAAGAGGAUCUGCCAAACAAAAUCUCACAAACAAAGCUACAAAUGUCUCUAUCCUGGGUGUGCUGUGAUCGCGAAAAGUUACAACGAAUAUAUAACACAUAGGAAGACACAUGGUCAGCCCUUCAUCUAUGAAUGCAGAGUGCCCGAUUGUGGGCGAACAUUCGACUAUGAACCAUCAUUUUGCAAUCACAAGCAAACGCAUGAACCUCGUCCUCAGUGCGAGGGUUGUGGCAAAUUCUUCAUCAGUAGGAAUGGACUGCAUUGUCAUAAAAAGAGCUGCAAAUCCCAAAAUGAGACACAAUUUGGGCAUUCUUCGCAUGCAUGA
Molecule: messenger RNA, 1251 nt
Organism: Brugia malayi
Lineage: Eukaryota; Metazoa; Nematoda; Chromadorea; Rhabditida; Onchocercidae
Exons: 5
Coding region: 1-1251 (416 amino acids)
Biological process (GO): regulation of transcription by RNA polymerase II
Molecular function (GO): DNA-binding transcription factor activity; RNA polymerase II cis-regulatory region sequence-specific DNA binding
Source: RefSeq, a predicted model, not a curated record